AUGGAAGACAUCUUGGUUCGUCUCGAAAACCCAGAAGAUCUUAAAACUUUUCAACUCCCAACCGUUCCCGCCGAUCAGGUUCUCAACGUAAUUGAAGAAAAAUAUCAAGAAUACAUUAAUAAUCCAAAUGUAACUCUCGAAGAUACGGCAAAAACACUUUCAAUAGGAAAAGAACGUUUGAAAAAAAUUUUCGUACUACUCGGCUAUCCAAUAAAAGAAAGAGGAAGACCAAAGAAAAAAUUUUUAAUUAAAUCCGAACAAUCUUACAUAUGCAGCUGA
This is a messenger RNA of Trichomonas vaginalis G3, 279 nucleotides long. RefSeq lists its product as uncharacterized. The transcript has a single exon. Bases 1 to 279 code for a protein of 92 amino acids. The record is from RefSeq and is a predicted model, not a curated record. Lineage: Eukaryota; Parabasalia; Trichomonadida; Trichomonadidae.